Molecule: messenger RNA, 8469 nt
Organism: Mercenaria mercenaria
Lineage: Eukaryota; Metazoa; Mollusca; Bivalvia; Venerida; Veneridae
Product: coiled-coil domain-containing protein 171-like
Exons: 31
Coding region: 160-4245 (1361 amino acids)
Source: RefSeq, a predicted model, not a curated record
CGGAAGUAUCAAUAUAAACAGUAUGGCGGCUAACAGCAAACUUUUGAACUAAGUAAUGUGUUUAUUCGGUAGUUUAUACGAUUAUUAAGCAACAAUAUUCCUAAACAUCCGUGAUUCUGAAAAUUUUUAUGAUAAGAGCCAGCAAUUUUGUGGAAAAUUAUGAAUUCUGAUGAUGAAUCUAGACAAAGGGAUGUUGGUUUUGCAGACAGAGAUGAGUCACAGCAGAGUGAAGAUAUUCUCAGAUUUCAAGAUGGCUCAUACCAGUUUUCAUACGGAAAGGGUGGCAAGCCAGACAUGUCUUUCUCGCUGGACCACUCUCAGGACUGGAAGAUGGCUGCCAUGUCACCAGGACCAGAGGAUUCUGGGAGGUUACGGAUAGAAAAUAACCAGUUAAAACUUCAGCUUAAACAAAUAACAGCAGAUCUACAGACUGAACAAGAUACUGUAUCAAACCUACGUAAGAGAUUAAAUACAGUAGAGAGGGACAGACUGGAGGCUGCAACUAAAGCAAAUAAAGAGGUGUCCGAGUUAGAAAGUCAGAUAGCAAAGUUGCGUGCCAGUUUGGAGAAAGGGGAGGCAUCAAGGGCCAAUAUGGAGUUUGAACUGGCUCGAACGAAACGUGACUUAGCUCAGCAGAAACAUACGGCAGCUGGCAGGGAAACAUCCUUGGAGGAAACAAGUCAACAACUUAAACAGAAGCUUACAGAGUAUGGAGAUGAAAUAAAACGUUUGGAGGAAGGUCUGCAGCAGUCCCGUGAUAGUUUGGAGGAAAGAGAAAGGCAACUUAAAAGAGAGAUAGAACUUAAGGAUCUGGAGCUAUCAAAGAAUUCAGCAGAACAUGAGGUUCUACAAUCAGAAAAGGAUAAAUUAGGUAGUUUGGUACAGCAACAAGAAAAUGCCAUCUCUGAUUUGAAUGAGAAAUUGCAAGAUUUAGAAAGUGAGAAAAAACAUCAUGGUGACAACCUACGUAGGACAGGCACUGAACUGGAAUAUUGUAAAGAAAGGGAGGACAGGGCAAAGAAAGAUCUAGAGACAGCGUUGCAGCGUCUACGGGCCACUGAAGAGAGUAUAGAGUCAGAGAGAGCGGCUCAUCUUGAGACAAAGUUUAACUCCGAGAUUGUUCAGUUGAGGGUACGAGAUCUGGAAGGAGCGUUUGACGUAGAGAAGUCUGCAAAUAAUGAAGCAAAUAAAGCCAUUGACAGAUUAACUAAACAAAUUAAGGAACUUGAGACGUCUUAUGAAGAUGAAAGAAGAACAAAUAAACAGCUGACAGAAAGAUUAGGAAAGUUGGAGAAAGAGCAUAGUUCUGUGAAGAAACAGCUAACCAAUGAGGUAGAAAAUAAGAAAUCAACUAUUGGAAGUCUUUCUAAGGAAUUAGAAGUACAUCAGAAAAACUUCCUCGAACUAAAAGAAGAACUUUCAAAGGCAAGAAAGCGGCAGAUUUACCUGGAAGAAACGUAUGGUGGCAGUAUGAGAGAACUAGAACUGUUAUUACAGAACUUCCAGAUCUCAGGAGAAAGUAAACAGAAAAAAAAUACACAACAAAAAGGUAAAGAAAGUAAAGGCAGUAAGACACCGGCACCAUCUGUAGUGUUGGAGAAUCUACGACUUACACUCUCUGACUACAGGAAACGUCUCGACAAUACUUCAGAAGAGCUUACAAAGAUGAAGAAAUCUAGUACAGCAUUGAACAAAGAGAUAGAACAAUGUAAGGAAAUGAUUUGGGCCAAAGACAAGGCCCUGGAAGAUGCACAGAAGAGCUAUACACGCACGGCAAAGGAGUUGAACCGAGUGAGGUCAGAGUAUGGAGAACUUGAGACAUUGUUAACACGUCUGAAAGUUGAUAUGCAGAGUACAGCCACCAAUCAGAGUAAAGAUAGAACCAGGAUUCAAGAACUGUCAGAAGAGAUUAUGAAGCUGGUGAAGAAACAUAAGAAUGAUGAGGAGGAGAAGCUGGCAUUUUUGCAUGGUUUAUACCAGAGACUGUUGUCUGGUAAAAUUGUUGUACCGACCAAGGAGAAGACAUUUAACCAGUUCUCCUGGCAUGAUCUGACCAACAUGGUAUAUGACCAAGUAGCUACACUACUCAAUAACCUACAGAAUGCUGAAGAAAAGAUAUCCCACUUGGAAGAUGCAUUAAGGAGCAGAGAGGAGGGAUGGAAGGAGGAACAUAUAUCACGUGAGGAUCAGUUAAAUAAACUGUCCACUUUAACCAAGGAGAGGGAAAUGUCCUGGCACAAACAGAAACAGGAAAUGGAGGAACAUUAUCAACAGUUACUGAAUGAAAUGCAGGCCAGAAUCAAGAAGAGUCAGAGUGUAGCAGACCAGGCAUGGGAGAAGAUUCGAGUGACAGGAGGGGUGCAGCAGGGACUUGAGUCUGAGUGUGCUGAACUCCAGGGCAGACUUGCAGACAUGAAGAAAGAGAACUCGUCUCUUCUUGCCUCAUGCUCUCUGCUCAUUGGUGCUUUCUAUCCCUUAUGCUCGCGUUCAAACUUCCUUGCAAUGCAGCGUAGGAUUAUGGAGGAUCAGUUGAAUAAUUGGGAUGUUUGUCGAGAAAGAGUUGAACUUUUAGUCCAUACGCUAACAUCUGAAAUGAACAAAACAAACGGAAAGCAGAAAGAAACUGCCCCCACAAAACGAAAUCCAAUUCUAGUGUUUAGAACAGGUGCCAUUGCUGUGCUAGCUGCUAACAGAUUAAAAAGAUUAGGGCGAUCAUGCGUGAGAACGUUUGUUACCCAUGAUUCGGCAACCGGACAGAAUAAUAUCCUGGUAUGUACGGGCAGCACCGAUGUUCCAGUUAGGGAUGAUGAAGAGGAAAGGUACCGUGAUCGACAAGGACCAGGGGAGACUGGACUGUUGCACUGGCUGACCAGCUCAGAGCUCCUGCACACCCUUACCUCCAGCACCAGUGAACUCAUGGAAACAAUCAAUCAGGUGAAAGGAAGAGACAAAGUGGGCACAGUAGAAACCAGAGCCAUUGUAAAUGCUGCCAGGAACUCUUUUACUCGCUUGUUUGAUCGACUUGGUCGCUACUAUGAAAAUGUGUCAAUACGCCCAGAUGUAGGCUUUAGAGAAAGGAAUUCUCUAGUGAGAUUACUUGGUCGUGGACUUAGCAAGGUGAUUAGGACUGCGUCUGGGGAUGAAAUAGCCCCAUCUUCUCCACAGGAGCUGAUGAUAUCCCUGCAGACACAUAUCUUAGAGUUUACUCAAAGGUUACACACCGUGGAGGUGGAGAGGCGAUCAUUGCUACAGGAAGUUAGCAGGCUGCAGGAGGAGGUAGAGAGGCUCGGACCUGAAAAGGAAGAACUGGUUACAGAGGGCAAUGAUAUAGCUGUAACACAGCAGGGUAACAAAUAUGUACCCAUUGAGAAGUUUGAGAGUGUGUGUAAUGAGUUAAACAAUGCCCUGAGGAGAGAGGAGCAAGCACAGAAUCUGCUGCAGGAGCAGGCUAGACAGCUUGAGGAACUGUCAGCCAGGAUGGAUAUCUUCUCCUCAGAGGGCAUGGAGAAAGAACAGACACUGUCGGAAGCCAUACAGGGUCUUGCUGAAACCAAGUUAGAACUGAGGCGUAAAGAACAGACAGUAAGACAGGUGAACAAACAGCUUGCAGCACUGGAAGGAGAGAAGGAAUCAUUGCGCAAUAAUUUACAAGAUGCAGAGAAAGCUCUCAGGACUGUUGCCAAAGAUAAGGAUAUACUGACUUCCUAUAUCCAGGCAGUGGAAAAUGCACUUGUUAGAACGAAACAUGAAGUUGGGCUGAAAAGUGGUAAAGAUGUAUCACUGUCCAAACUGUUGCUCAAUGCUGACUUCAUACCAAAAGAUGUGGGCAAGGCAGGGCCAGAACUCAUCGCAUGUCAGAAUCUUGUUGGAGCAUUUGUUGAUACUCAGCACCAUUUAGUAAGCAAGAUGAGAUCUUUGGAGGAGGAGAUGGAGAACAACAGGCGACAUGUGACAUUAUUGAAGCAGGAGCUGAAUGAUGCUGUACGCAGGGAACAUGAACAGUUUGAGUUCUCCCGACCCACCAAAGAUAGAGUCUUCAGUGGAGAUAGAAUCAUUGAGGAAGAAUUUAAUGAAAAUGACUUUACACAGAGAGAAUUUAUGCCAUUGAGGGAAGAUUCUGAGCUUUCUUUCAACUCGACCAAAAAUAGAUCUCGAGUAUCAGCCUCACCAAAGAAGGGAGAUAGAUCAAGCCAGUAUGCAACACCACACAAAUCUCGUCAUAAAUUGAAGGCAGCACAGAGGUAAUAUACCACAACCACAUUACAGUGACAGAGAUGAAAGGAUUGUUAGAAACAUACAACUGGGAUUAUGUGUACAAUUUGCUGAUGCCGUCCAUUGUCUGUUUUCAUGUAAACUGGGUAUUGUUUUCAGUAUUGGUUGAAACUUACUUUGUAAUUGAAAUAGAACUAGUGAACUAGUUAUUUUUAUACAACUAUGCAAUAUUGGACACAAUAUUAGAAAAAUUGUACAUAACAUGCGAAACUGCUUGAGCCAGUACCAAGGUCAACUAAGUUAAUAUUAGUAAAUUAAAAUCAGGUCAAACAUGAGAAAACUGAGCCAGUAUAGGAUUCAUGCAUUUUGAUUUGUUAAGAUUAUGUGGCAUAUGAAGUUGAAUAAUAAAAUUAUCAUUAACCAGAUCAUUUCAUAUGAAUUUAUUAUUUGUCCUCUGGCAGUCAUAUUGGUCCCAGACCUUCAGCUAAUACAACCAACCUUGGAUAGAUAACAAGGCCAAUAUAAGAUCAUUUGAUUAAUAACAUUAUAUUAUGGAAUUUGACUGCUUUUUAUUAAUUCGUCAAAAAAUUGUUACAGAGUUAUCUUUCCAUAAUUUUUUACUUGGAGUUGUCCACUUUUAAUGCAUUAUGUUGUUUUUGGCAAGCUAAACAUUUGAACAUUUUAUGACAAAACGUAACAAGCAGUUUCAUUUGUAUGCCAUUGCUCUAUCGUCAAAGUGUUAGAUUGAUGACAAUCAAGUACGAGGAUUAAGCAUUACAUUACAUUACAAGUUACAUCGCUAUAGUAGACUUGUGCUUUUUUGUUAGCUCCACAUAUUUUUGGUCAGCUCAUUUGGCAUCUUAAGCCUUUUGAUUUUACAUUUUACAGAAACUUGGUGUAAAUGUUCAGAACAGAAAAUCUUUUAUGGCAAUGUAAAAUUAUUCAGUAGCCCUGGGCUACCUUGGUGCAUUUGUAUAUUGGUGAGCAGAAGAGUAACAAAUAAUUUUAAUUUUUAUGGGCUCCAAAUACCUUUUAGAAAACUACCUGUCAGUUUAUAGAAGCAGGCAUACCGUAUCUUUAAAAGAAUUACUAACUGAGCCGCGCCAUGAGAAAACCAACAUAGUGGCUUUGCGACCAGCAUGGAUCCAGACCAGCCUGCGCAUCCGCGCAGUCUGGUCAGGAUCCAUGCUGUUCGCUAACAGUUUCUCCAAUUCCAAUAGGCUUUAAAAGCGAACAGCAUGAAGCCUGACCAGACUGCGCGGAUGCGCAGGCUGGUCUGGAUCCAUGCUGGUCGCAAAGCCACUAUGUUGGUUUUCCCAUGGCACGGCUCAACUGUUUGUUUUUCAUGUCCAGUGUGCUACAGUUUUAAAAUCAUAUGUAAAUUAUGUGUAUUAUUUAUUUUCUAAAGCUUGUUGAGCAUUCGUCUCAAACAAAAAUUACUUUUAUUUUUACAAGCAUGUCUGUGAUCAAUUUACUGUAUAUAUACUGCCAUUAUCAGAGAAAUUAUGUUAUCUUUUUAACUUACUAUAAAUAGUAACAAUUUGUAUAGAGCCUCAUAACUGGAAGAGUGCACAGAAAACUGAUUUUGAAACGCUGUGGAUCCAUGAGGUCAUUUUUGACAUUUUCAUUCCACUUGAUUGUGUUGUCACAUUACUAAGUAAAAAGUUUGUUGAUGUCAACACUUUAUGAAAUUAAAUAGUAUCUACUUGUUAUUCCAUAUAGGUACAUUUGUAUAUUGAUGAGCAGAAGAGUAGCAAGUAAUUAAUCAACUUAUCAAAUGAAAAUUAUGUGCCUUAUGCAGUUACUAGCAUAUCUAAGCCUAUAUUGGCACUCUGGAUAUGCACUUACGCAAAUAAAAGUUUAUUUUUGCCAGUUACUUGAAGCUUCUCUGAAGAGAUUGCAGGAGUAGAAAAGUGGUUUAUUCAAAUAAGAUAGUCAACAUUUUUUACAGCUUUAAAAUGUAUUCAGAAUAUGUAUAUACUUUCUUGAUAUCCUGGUUUCCAGGUAAAUAUGAUUUUUAACGUCAGACUGUUUUGUCAAAAUUUGACAAAAAUUCAAUUGUUAAGAUUGCUAAAGAAAAAUAAAACCUGGAUAGCGUCAGGUCUCAAGGAGAUAAGCAAAAUUUUAGAGUUAUACUGGGUUUCUAGCAAUCCAAACACGGGAAUUAUUAGGAAAACGGCCAUGGUGAACAUGCAUUGCUCGAGUUAGUCCUGGUGUUUGAGCCAUUGAUGCUUUCAAGAGCAAGCGAUGUUUUGCUGUGGGUCAAAAAAUGUUUUACAAGUCUGUGGUACAUGUAUUGUUACUAAAGUAUGUUCAGUUUUGCAUUUUGUUAAUUUUACUCACUGGAUUUAGAAAUAGUGAUGGUAACAUAUUUUACACAGAAUUGUGUUAGUAUUGGUCACCAUGUUUCGUUUAAUUGAUCUUUGAUAGAAAAUUCUCAUUUUAGUGAUUUUUUAUAUCUUUUCCCAGAAGUCAUUUUGCAUGAUCAUAUUUUUAUUACCUAGACUCGAAAAAUUGACAGUAUUUAAUGUAAUUGAUAGAUGAGAUUUUGUUGUACAGGGUGGUGGUAGGGGAAACUUGAAAGAAAGUAAUAUAAAUCUUACAGGUUUCCGAUGGUUUACUUUAUCUAAUGGUAUCACAUAUUUUCUUACACACUGGGAUUGUUGAAUGAAACUAGAAAAAAGGAGUAAAUUUACCUUCAAGAACAGAAAUAAACAGAAUAAAGAGUUAUUUACAGAUUUUUUAUUUCGGAAGUAGAUAAAAUCUUACGGGUUGAUUUUCCGAGCAAGAAGUUUCCCCUGCUUGGUAGGGAGGGGGUAUUUUAUGCAAUAUUCAAAUGUUUGAUACUGACAGCUAUGAGUCUUGCCAGUAGUAAACACUAAUAUUUCUCUAUCACCUGUUGUUUUUUCAGCUCACCUAAAUCUAAUGCCUGGCAGCAAUUUGUCCAUUCAUCAAAAACAUGCUUUACUCAUUUUGUUUACAAAUUUUAAUACAAUGUAGAACUUAAUAAUAUAUGGAAAAGGUGAUAUUGUCUUAAGGUUUAGUAGUCAAUUCUAAAUUUCCAUUGGUUAUCUGAAAUUGUGAACAAGAUGAUAUCAGAAUAUCAUGAUGUCAUGGCUAGAGUUCAAAACAUGUUUUUUCAUUUCACCAUUUGGUCUUACCUUCUUGUACUGUAAGAAUUUAUUGUAUAUUUUUUUGCAGUUUUCCUAACAUAGAAUUUUAAAUUUGCAGUCUUUCUAAAACUUUGUUACAGAUAUAUUUUAUGUUUGUGUUUCAUAUAUUAGGUACAGUCAUUAUAUGUUUUAACUGUAGAGAAUGGUGACUCAGUCACAUUCUAUAUGAACUGAUGCCAACAACAAUUUUCAUUCAACAAUAAUGAAAAAAGUAUGUUUCUUACAAGUUAAUGAACAAUACAUCAAAAAAUUUAAAGUACCCAGUAAUCAAGAAUUUUUUUCCAGUAAUUUAUCAAAAUGAAUUGAAGUAGUGUGAAAAGCAAUUAAAAUUCCAUGUUCUUGUGGUUAUUAUUUUGUGAAAAGUAAUAAUUAAUACCAUUUUGGAUUCAAUGCAAUGGCAAUUUUGUUAAAAAUCAAUUGAUUUGACUUGUUUCAAAUAGAUUAUAUUAUUUUCUUUUAUUCAGCACAAUAUUAAGGUAUUAGAGAUAAAAUUUAGAAUUUAAUCUAGCAGUAGUUUUGUCAAGACUGGUAAUUAAGUAUAGUUCACAGAUUCCUACUUUGUAACUCUUGAAGAUACCUCCAGGGAAAUUGGUGUAUUGUCAGGGAAUUUUGAAAAUUGGUCACUGUCAUUGAAAACGAAAUUCAAAAAAAGUUCAAGAAGGACAAAGAUUUUAAGUUUUAAAUCCUGUUUUGAAUAAAAGAAUUGGCUUGCUUUACUUGCAAUAGUUAGGAAUAUUCAGUUUAUUAUACUAUACAACACAGUGCAGAGUAUGCUAGCAUUGUCAGGCCUCCAAAAAUUAACAUUUUUUGACCAGAAUUUUUAAUGUGUGUUUGAAUUGAAAUAGCUUGUGUAACCAGUAAUGUUGGUACUUGCAAAAUAAAAGAAACAUUUCCGACAAUUGUAAGGUUAAUUUGAUGUUUCAUGAAAACUAGGCUGAAUUGGAAUAAAUAGUUGGCUACAUUCCGGAAGAUAGUUUUUUUUAUUGCAUUUAAACCAGUCAUUUAUUCUAUUUAUUUUGUUUACAUAUAUCAAAUAUAUACAUUUUGUAUUUGCGUAUUUUGUAAUAAAAUUGUUUGAAAUGUG